AGGUGAGUCUGAACAGCGGUUAGACUCUACGCCCAGCUGAGCGUACCUGCGAGGACAAAACGAGACUUUGCUGUGUUUUCGAAGUAUUAUGGUUUUCGUAAAUUGAUCCCGAAUGUGAUCGCCCGACAGACACUGAAACAUAAAACUUCAUUUAAAAAGACUCACCUGUGGUCGACAUGGAAACGAGACUGCGGGGGCUCGGUCGUUGUUCCUGUGCCUUCUGGCUCGCAGUGGCCUUUGAUGUAUUCGGCCUGGUGGUGCUGCUGGUGGGGGUUUUCGGAGACCUGUUUUUCUACGACUUUCUCAUCUACGCCGGCGCUAUCAUCAUCUUCCUGAGCCUCAUCUGGUGGGUGUUCUGGUAUACGGGAAACAUCGAGGUACCUCCAGAGGAACUGGAGGAUGACGUGGGACUGCUGAAAAAGGACAGGGGUAUCAUGGGUGCAGUGAGAAGACUCUCCAGCCGGCUUUCCAACGGAAUACGAAACUCCUUCAGAAGAAACGGUGGGGUCAGCGGUCGCCGCGAGGGGCCCGCGACCAUGCCCAGACAACCCACGCAAGGCAGGGAUGCCCCACAGCCAACGCCAGUGACACUUCCUAUGGCUCCGUGCGACAGCGUGCACACCGUAUCCGCCGCUGUUGGCGGCGAGGUGGCACCUAUCGCGACCACAUCUACGGAAACCUCAGCUAUAUGACCAGCAAAGAACUCGACAGCCAACCUAGAGAAGUGCGGCCCUCUUCCAACACUGGCACCACGCGUCCUGUCAGUCAACUCCCCUGACCUGAGUGUGCUGUGCCCCCGCUCGUCUUCAACCUUUUUUUACCUAUACUGUUUACAAGUGCUUAACGCUUUUGACACAUGAAGUUUGAUUGCCUACAAUUUUGUGGAAUGGAUCUAAUUUUAUUUGGAUUUGAAGUAGCCUAACCUAUAUUUUUGUUGUUUUGUCCUGUGAAUAAUUGUAUGGAAAAAUAAUGC
Molecule: messenger RNA, 973 nt
Organism: Megalops cyprinoides (Indo-Pacific tarpon)
Lineage: Eukaryota; Metazoa; Chordata; Actinopteri; Elopiformes; Megalopidae
Product: transmembrane protein 238-like
Exons: 2
Coding region: 177-692 (171 amino acids)
Source: RefSeq, a predicted model, not a curated record